Molecule: messenger RNA, 779 nt
Organism: Symbiodinium sp. CCMP2456
Lineage: Eukaryota; Dinophyceae; Suessiales; Symbiodiniaceae
Source: the annotation of a GenBank genome assembly
AUGAUCAAGCCCUAUUCCGAUGAUUUGCGCGAACGUGUUGUUGCUGCAGUUGGCACCGGGGAAAGUUGCCGGUCUGUCGCCGCCCGUUUUGGCGUUGCGGUUUCUUCGGUUGUGAAGUGGUCGCAACGCUCGAGGUCCACGGGGUCGGUCACACCAGAUCGAAUGGGUGGCCGGCGUCCUGUCAUUCUCAAUGCGCACAGGCAAUUUGUUCUUGAACAGUUUCAGCAGACUCCGCACCUGACCGUGCGGGGUCUGCAAGCGCUUUUGGCCGCACAAGGCGUACAGGCUCGGGCUGCGGUCGCCCGUCAGCGGCAGCGCUGGAAGUCCUGGCAGGCUUGGCUCGAUCCAUCGCGGUUGGUGUUCAUCGAUGAGACGUGGAUCAAGACCAAUAUGGCGCCCCUGCGUGGAUGGGGUCCAAAAGGGCGGCGGCUCAAGGGCUAUGCGCCGCACGGCCAUUGGCGCACCAUGACCUUCCUGGCCGGAUUGCGCAUGGACGGCCUGACGGCGCCCUGCGUGUUCGAUGGCCCAAUCAACGGGCUCUCGUUCCGCGCCUAUGUCGAGCAGGUCCUGAUCCCCACGCUCAAGCCGGGUGACAUCGUCAUUCUCGACAAUCUGGGCAGCCACAAAAGCAAGGCCGUGCGGGACGCCAUUCGCGCCGCGGGCGCGCGCCUAUGGUUCCUGCCGCCCUACUCACCGGACCUCAACCCCAUCGAGCAGGUCUUCGCCAAGAUCAAGCAUUGGAUGCGUAUAGCGCAACAACGCACGAUCGAAGAAACAUG